Messenger RNA from Neurospora crassa OR74A, 1494 nucleotides. RefSeq names its product 2Fe-2S iron-sulfur cluster binding domain-containing protein. Lineage: Eukaryota; Fungi; Ascomycota; Sordariomycetes; Sordariales; Sordariaceae. Gene Ontology annotation, molecular function: 2 iron, 2 sulfur cluster binding. The transcript has 2 exons. Bases 474 to 1049 code for a protein of 191 amino acids. The record is from RefSeq and is a predicted model, not a curated record. Gene Ontology annotation, cellular component: mitochondrion. Gene Ontology annotation, biological process: P450-containing electron transport chain; positive regulation of oxidoreductase activity.
UCUUUGUCGGACAUUGAAGGCGCUUGGUGUUUGUCAUGGAUUGCAGCUGAAUACUCAGAUCCGAGUACAUUGGGAAAGUGAAGGGAUUCCAACCAUGGACAACCAUUGGCUUGUAACAUUUUGAAGGUCUCUACUUUUUUUUUUUUUUCUUACCUACGCCGAAGUGUCAGCUUCGAUCGGCGUGUAUGUAUAUCGUUAAUUGAUAAUUCUCCAUUUUUUUAUUCGUUUGAAUCCCCAUCCCAGUCAUCUCUUGCUACUCCUGGUGCCGAUUGCCAUUCAGGUCCAGGUCCAAAAAGUGUCUCCUCCACUUCCAACGACUCCGUUCCCGCGCGCGCCGCAUUGGAUCUGGGAUUCCAUCUCCAUAAUCUCGCGGCAACUCCCAGUCAACCAAACAACUUUCUCGACUUCAUUGUUUUCUUUGAUAACGCUUUGGACACCCUUUACGAUCCGGUGUUGCGCCCAUACAAUACACAAUGUCGACCCCGCGAGUUCUUAGGCAGAGCCUCCAAAGGCUCGCACAGCAUGCCCGGUGCUACAGCAAGACCACCACCGCACCUCUCCGAACACAACCGCAGCGUCUGCCUACCGCGUGGUCGACGACGACACAGCUUUCUGCUUCUGCUUCCGCUUCUGCGCGCCGUUCGCUUUCCACCUCUUCCGCUCUCCAGCACGGCCACGUCGACCCUCCCAAGCCCGGCGAAGAACUCUACGUAACAUUCAUCGACAAAGACAACCAAACCCACCGCCUCGCCGUCUCCGAAGGCGACAACCUGCUCGACAUUGCCCAAGCGCACGACCUCGAAAUGGAAGGCGCCUGCGGCGGUUCCUGCGCGUGCUCGACCUGCCACGUCAUUGUGCAGGACCAGGACAUGUACGACCGGAUGCCGGAGCCCGACGACGACGAGAACGACAUGUUGGACUUGGCGUUUGGACUCACCGAGACGAGCCGGCUGGGGUGCCAGGUGCACAUGACCAAGGAGUUGGAUGGGUUGGUGGUCAAGUUGCCGAGCAUGACGAGGAAUUUGCAGGCUAGUGAUUUCAAGUCCUAGACCGUGCCGUCAUGGAAUGAAUGACAUGGGAUUGGGGGGAGGUAAUAUCAGGCGAUGAAGGGUUGAGCAUGGAGGAAGAAGAAGAAGAAGGUAGAGGUGAAGGGGCAGGGGAUUCACUGUGGUGUAAAGAAAAAUGGAGACGGACGACGGAAUAUAUAUGGCACAAACACGACAUCUAUUCCAUUUCUGUCGGAUUGUUGAGGCGACGGCGUUCAGCGCAGAGUUUAUCGGAUAUCUGUGAUGGGCAAUGUUCAUGUUGAUGGAUAUGACGGAUUGGCAAGAGCAUGUUGACUGUUCAUACUUCUGCAUGGGGCUUGUACGUUGUUCAACUGUUUGCCCCAGAUCAAGGGCACGGGGUUGUAUAUAAGAAAAUAGCCUAGACCUUGACAAUAUGCAAACACAAUAAACAAUCACCCCUCUACACCAGAAUGCAAUUCCCUUAAGC